Paramisgurnus dabryanus is the source of this 1480-nucleotide messenger RNA. RefSeq names its product NK2 homeobox 2a (gene nkx2.2a). Lineage: Eukaryota; Metazoa; Chordata; Actinopteri; Cypriniformes; Cobitidae. Gene Ontology annotation, molecular function: RNA polymerase II cis-regulatory region sequence-specific DNA binding; DNA-binding transcription factor activity, RNA polymerase II-specific. The record is from RefSeq and is a predicted model, not a curated record. Gene Ontology annotation, cellular component: nucleus. Gene Ontology annotation, biological process: regulation of transcription by RNA polymerase II; cell differentiation.
GACUCCCAAGACCCGCCCACACGUGGCCAACCUUUUUCGUUUUUAAUGCUUUUUCACUGCAGGUUCAUGUGUUGAGACCAACCUUAUAUGGACUGAUCAGUCUGGUAAUGGCUUAUUUCCCCCUUAUACCCAGCAGUAGCGCGAUAUCCAUGAGCUAGAUAUAGCACUUCAGUCACUUUGGCAUUCUUCUUGGACUUACAGAACUGAUUUCUCCGCUACUUUUUUUCAGUGAACGGUGAACGACCGAGCCUCAUGCGUCGACUUCAGUUUACUUCGCGCUGAAACGGCACCGAUCUUGCAUUCACCAAAUCCCAUCUGUGUUUUGUGUCUUAAUACAGAGGAUUGGCAAACUGGUGCGGCAACUUUCCUGCAUCAAAUCCCUGUCGCUGAAACAUGUCGUUGACCAACACAAAGACGGGCUUUUCAGUGAAGGACAUUUUGGACCUCCCUGACACUAACGAUGAAGAAGGAUCUAUCACCGGGAACGAGGAAGAUACGGAGGGUUCGGAGGCGACCAAAACGCCUGGAGUGUUAGUGCAAAGUCCUUUAGAGAAUGUUCAAAAUCUUCCUUUAAAGAAUCCUUUCUACGAUAGUAGCGACAAUCCUUAUACCAGAUGGCUCGCAACUACGGACAGCAUCCAAUACUCUUUGCACGGUUUAUCAGCAAACUCUCAAGACUCGUCUGCAAAAUCCCCGGAACCUUCUGCAGAUGAAUCGCCGGACAACGACAAGGAAACUUCAAGCAACGGCAGUGACUCUGGUAAGAAGCGCAAAAGGAGGGUGCUCUUCUCCAAGGCGCAAACUUACGAACUCGAGCGCCGGUUUAGGCAACAGAGAUAUCUGUCAGCGCCAGAGAGGGAGCAUCUCGCUAGUUUGAUUCGUCUGACGCCGACCCAAGUGAAAAUCUGGUUCCAGAACCACCGGUACAAAAUGAAGAGAGCCCGGGCCGAGAAAGGUAUGGAAGUGACCCAUCUCCCUUCUCCUAGGCGGGUGGCCGUGCCUGUUUUAGUAAGGGAUGGCAAACCCUGUCAUACGCUAAAAGCUCAGGACUUGGCAGCCACUUUUCAGGCAGGAAUACCGUUCUCCGCUUAUAGCGCCCAAUCUCUCCAGCACAUGCAAUAUAACGCGCAUUACAGCGCCGCCACCACACCACAGUUUCCCACAACACACCACCUGGUGCAAACGCAACAGUGGACUUGGUGAACAAAUACUGACUUGCAAACGUUGGGCUGCAUUUAAAGACCACAAUAGGGAGCUUUCCAAACAAAAAUACAGGACUUUUUCUUUUUUUGCAGCUUGGCCCAUUCUCAUUCUCAGUUUAUUUUGGGGAUUGACGUGUGCGCCAUGUUUACAUGUUUUCGUUAAGAAAACUGGGUCAAGCCUCUCCCCAAAUUUAAGAAUGUUAAAGCUCUUGUGAAAUUUUGUAAAGUAUGUUUGUGUGUUGUAGAAAUGUUUUCUUUUUGUCCUUCGUGUUUCAAGC